UUAUGCCUAACAAAGCUUGUUAGGAUUUAAAAUGUCAAAAAACAUUUUGUUGCUUCAGUAACAACUGAGUGACAUGGCGCCUCCGCAUUUGCUUGGAAUUUAAUACAAGCCUUUGUUGUGGGGAGGUUCCUGUUCUUAGUCUGUAUCUUAGGACUGCUGUGACUAUCGCAAAUUUAUACAUUUAGUAUGAACAAUAACUGAAGAAAUAUGUGAGAUGCCAUUGAGAGACAAUCAGCUUCUUCCAAUGAUUUAAACCAGCAUUUCCUACUUCUUGACAUGGUUUAAAAUAGAGUUAAAGUGUUGUGAUUUAAAUCAACUCACGCUGUUUUCCAAGGAUGUGUGCACUGCCUAGCCCUCUAAAAUUAAACACCCAAUAUGAAAUACUCGGAUAACGUUUCUCCAAAAGUGUGUGAUGUGGGAAUUCUGGCUUGGAGACUGAGAAAAGACACACUUCAUCCCUUGCCCAUAAAUCUUCAGUAACAUUUUGAACUUCGGAAAAAUAUAGAACUAUUGUUUGAGAAGUGCAAUUAGUAUGACAUUAAGAGAUGUAUUCUUCCCCUGGGACCCAUGACUAUCAAGAUUUCCUGUUUCCUUGUAACUCUUGAAAUAAACAAGAGUGUGUUUUUUCCCUCCCUACACACGCAAAGUAUUAUCCCAAGACAAGUCUAAUGACAACUCUGUUGGCGAGGCUGCCUUUACCCACAUGUCUCUGAAUCAUUUAUUAGUUUCCCCCCCUCACUGGGAAAGUUCAAAAUAGGCUCCGCCAAUAAAUCUGUGACCAAAGUUCAGUUGACACCAACAAAGACCGUUCUUUGAACAGAAUGGACAAAAUCCUCUCUCUCCUUCCAAACAGACUACUGAAUUUUGGUUGCAAAUUAAAGAAAACUAAUGUUUCCUGGUUGUUUUAAGACUGGGGGUUGCUUCCACCCAACCAUUUAAUCCAAUCCAGGCUGUGGUUCACAGGAAUCCAAUUCAAUUUGGAAUGCCUAUGCAGACACCUCAAAACCAGCUGCAAACAACCAAUUUGUAUAUUGGUGUUCUAUAUCAAAAAGGAUCAGAGAAAGGAAAUGAUGAAAGCAAUGCCUUUUUUCUAUAGCCCUCCUCCAAAAUCUGACAAAAACAAAGAUACCAGGAGCAAAGCAUCAACAUCAUCUGAAUCAGAGCUUGACUCUGUGUCACUUGAAUCUUCCACAGACGACUCUCCGCACAAAGGAAAUAUGACAUCUGGAAACCAGGGACGGGAUUCGGAAGAGUUUGAGGUGUCUCCCCUGGAAAUCAGUGGAAUGAAAAAGAAGCAUAAAGGACUCCGGAAAAAACUUGUUAAUGCUCUGUUUGAUAUGACUGGAAUGAAAAGCAGAGAAAAACCCAAAUUUAAGGAACCUCAGAAGGAAGAGAGCCAGUCCAUUACAGCUGACCAAAUCAGAUUGCUAAUUCAGGAGCAAAAAUUCAUGGAAGCCAGUCAACAUCUCCUAGUCAUGGAAAGAGGAGCUAAUGGUGGUGACUCAGAGGGUAAAACUGAGGAGGAAAAGAUGGAUGAUUGGAAUGAAAUCGAAGACCUGCUUGGGCUUUUGAAGCAAGAAGUCCUGACCAUUGUACGGUGUUCCAUCAGCAUUGCACAAUCUCAGCCAGAAUUGCUGCGGAAUGCAGUGAGAGCCAUCGUAGACCAAGUGAAGGAAGAUGAGAAAUCAGCGUCAGAAGAAAAGUCACCGGAGAAAACUGUCUGUUCCCGACCCAGAAAAUGGAAAGAGGACUGGAGGAAUUCAGUCCAAGUAUCUGUAAACAAGCGAAUGGAAGUCCCCCCAUUUGAUGGGAAUGCUAAACUCUCUACCACAGCUAACAGUUUCCUUCACAUGGGGAACACAAUGAAAAAGGAUCUUAUCACAGUGGUGCAAAAUAUUAAACCUCAUUACCCUGAGCAUUUUCAAGUGUGUAGCACUUAUGCCGAGUUUUACUACAACUGUUUCUCUUCUCAGCUGGAGACUAUUGCUCAGUUUGAACUAGGGAAAAAGGACACUUAUCUUCUCCUCUCCUGGGUGCAGAACUUUUAUCCAAAUCAAAUCAAACAUAACCCUGAUUUAGGGAAAGAGCUGGAAGGAGCCAAUCUUGGAAGCCUUUUACCACCGAGACAGAUCAAACAACUCGAAGCUACAUACCUGGCUAACGAAGUGGAUUCUCUAAAACGCUGGUUGACUCAGUGCCUGAAAGUAGAAGCCUUGAGGUGGACGGAAGGAAUGGAACCAGUUAAACUGCAUGGUUAUUUUCACAGUGAACUGUCAAUCGAUGUCAUACAGGCCAUCCAUGGAGCACAAAAGCGUGCUGAGGAAAUUACCCUGGAACUGGGCAAAAACAUUUCACACUUACUUAUGUCUGAAUUCUCAACUUUUCUGCAAAGCUACAAGAAAGAGCUUGACAGUUUCAUUAAGGAAAACAAGCAGCAACCUUACUUUGAGGCAACCAUCAUUGCAAACAUUAACAACUCCUUGAGUUUUUGGACUCAUGCUAAAGAAAGCACAACAUCAGCACAGGAUUACAUCAAAACAAAGAUUUUCACCACACUUAACGAAAUCCAGAAUAUUGGGUUCACGGUGCUCCUUCAAGGCUUGUUUCAGCAACUAGAGCCUCUUUUUAAAACAUUUACCCAGAAGAAGUGGAUUUCCUGCGAUGAUGUUAUGGAUGAGAUCAUAGCAACCACAAGCCGCUACAUUUCUACAUUCAGAACUCUCAAGGACCCGCUUUAUCAGGCUGUCAUGGAAAAAAUACACCUUCACCUGGUCCGAGAACACAUUACAAGGCUUCUGAAAAAGAAAGUCAGCUUGAGGUCACCAGAGCAGCAAAUCACUUUGUCUGAUUUGGUCCAGAAAAAUGCUUUCACUCUGCAAACGUUUUGCAUACUGAACGGGUCUAAUGCCACUUGGCUGAAUGCUGCAUUGCCAAGCCUAGCCGAAAUCAUCAGGCUCCAAGAUAUAAAUGCCAUCAUGGUUGAAGUUGGUGCCCUUGCUCACAAAUAUCCCGAUAUCAGCAAGAAGCAUCUGUCCUCUAUCUUGUACAUCAAGGGCAACUUAUCUUACAGUGAACAGAAAAGCAUCUUGAAUGUGCUGGACAUUGCAGAAUAUGCCACGCUUCCUCCGGCAUUGUUGUUUUCAGCAAUCAAGGUGUCAUAGACGUGGAUUAUAAAGAAUGGCCAAUGCUGCUUUCUUGUGUCAAAACAAUUCCCGUUCAUGGCAAACCCCAUUUCCACUCUCGGCACAGUAACAUAUGUCAAGAAGACAACUUUGGAUCUUGGUUUUGCAGAUGUUGGGAAAGUGGCUUAUUCUUUAUAGCCAGUCCAAAAUGUUCAGCCUGGAAUGAGCCGAAUGUGUGGCCUUAAACACAGAAUAAUCCAUCCAGUGCCAGAAUUUGAAAGGUCUCCAACAUUUCCUUAGCAGCUUCGGUCUUCCCAUCGAGAAAGUGAGGACAAGUUCUUACCGUGUUUCCAUUCUCAGGUGGUGCUGGUAAAAUGCUAAAGGACUCCUCCUCCGUUUUCUAUUUGUUGUUAAAACACUUAAAAUGAAAAAAUAGUAUGGCACUUUGCACAGAGUUUCUCUGGAGGGUGGAGAAAAGAGUUGAAUUGGAAAAGGAAACAGUCUGAAGAGGAAGAGCAAUUCAAAUGGGAUCUUGAUUAAAUUUCCAAGAAUUGUUUCUCAUAGAUGAAUGAUUGUAGAUGAAUGUUUAUAUGAAAAUAGUAUUAUUGGGGGCUUUUCCCCUUUUUUAUAGAAUUGUAUUUUUAUUUCGCAGCUGUGUAAUAUAAGAGCUGGUGUGCUGUAGUGUUUAGUUAAUUUGAAUUCCUGUUAAACCACAAGUUCACUAAAGUGACUUUUGACGGAGUUUCUCUCCAACCUAACUUUGUGAGACAAUCUUAAGCCUAGUUCCUUAACUAACUUGGAGAAUGUUAGUUAUACCACAUGUUAAUAAUAUUAUGUGUGUCUCUAUAGAAACAAUUGUAAGUGUGAACAUACCUUUGUAUGUACUAUGCUUGAAUGUUGAUUUUUUUUUUUCAACUAUUGAGUUUGUAAUAAUCAUUGAAUGUUUUCAUAUCCUGGUUUUUUCUAAUUAAAACACAUUUUCAUGAAA
Messenger RNA from Anolis carolinensis (green anole), 4110 nucleotides. It is a transcript of the gene tnfaip2, whose product is annotated as TNF alpha induced protein 2. The record is from RefSeq and is a predicted model, not a curated record. Bases 1068 to 3161 code for a protein of 697 amino acids. NCBI's taxonomy places the organism in Eukaryota, Metazoa, Chordata, Lepidosauria, Squamata, Anolidae. Gene Ontology annotation, biological process: exocytosis; exocyst localization. Gene Ontology annotation, cellular component: exocyst. Gene Ontology annotation, molecular function: SNARE binding. The transcript is spliced from 12 exons.